This is a messenger RNA of Mobula hypostoma (lesser devil ray), 2911 nucleotides long. RefSeq names its product lysosomal protective protein-like. The transcript is spliced from 14 exons. The record is from RefSeq and is a predicted model, not a curated record. Gene Ontology annotation, biological process: proteolysis. Gene Ontology annotation, molecular function: serine-type carboxypeptidase activity. The coding region runs from base 277 to 1737 and encodes 486 amino acids. Lineage: Eukaryota; Metazoa; Chordata; Chondrichthyes; Myliobatiformes; Myliobatidae.
GUGUGUGAUCUGAAGUAGUCUGCUUUUUUCUUUUUCUCCCAUCUUGUCCAACACACCACCUUCAUAUCCUUAAUGUUGUUCUUCUAUUAGUGUUGGAGAUGCCAGUGACUUCCACCCCAGCAUAAGCUGAUCUGAUUUGUACGUUUUAAAAUAUCUGGUAACAGACCCAUUAGGCGAUCGAAAAGCCUGUUCUCAUUAGGGGAUCGGAGGUGGAGAGGCCAGUACGCAGGCACGGGGAGCAUCAGCGGCAGCGGAAGGCAGGUGGAGCACCACUGAAUGCGAAUCUGUGUCCGCUUGGUCCUUGAAUCCCUGCUAAUGGAACCAGGGAAUCUUUGGGACAGUCGCCGCUCCUGCUCGCUGUCUGUACGCUCCGUCACGAUGCUGUGGUGCUUGUUGCUGCUGUGUGCAAGCGGUGCCUUGGGACAGCCUUCCCAAGAUGAAGUCUUCUCUCUGCCAGGGCUGAACACCAGGAUCAACUUCAGGCAGUGGUCAGGCUACCUGGAGGCAGGUCCUGGCAUACAUCUGCACUACUGGUUUGUGACAUCUCAACGAGACCCAACCACUGACCCUGUGGUCCUGUGGCUGAACGGUGGCCCAGGGUGCAGCUCGUUGGACGGAUACCUCUCUGAAAACGGACCUUUGCAUGUGGAUGACAAUGGGCAGACCCUCUACAUUAACGAGUACAGCUGGAACAAGGUGGCCAACAUGCUGUACCUGGAGUCUCCGGCUGGUGUUGGCUUUUCCUACUCCGAUAGCGGAGACUACACCACCAACGAUAAAGAGGUUGCCGAGAACAACUACCUGGCUCUGCAGGACUUCUUCAGGAAAUUCCCUGAGUUUGCAAGCAAUGAGUUCUAUGUGUUUGGUGAAAGCUAUGCUGGGGUUUACGUUCCAUCACUGAGUCUCAAGAUCGCAGAGGGCUCAGCACAAAUCAACUUGAAGGGUUUUGGAGUUGGCAAUGGAAUGAGCAGCGAGCGUCUUAACGAUCAGUCACUUGUUUACUUUGCCUAUUACCAUGGCCUCAUCGGGGACACAUUGUGGUCUAACCUGAAUUUAUACUGCUGUGGAUAUGGACCCUGCAACUUCUACAACAACAAUAACUACAACUGCCAAGAAUCGCUCUACAAAGUCUACAAGGUCAUCUACAACAGUGGACUCAAUUUGUAUGCAUUGUACAGGAAAUGUUCUGGGGGAGUACAGAAAUAUUUUAAUCGACUCGAUGCGGACAUGAAGAACGUCUUCCAGUUUUACAAGUUUGAUGAGAGGAUGGCUACAGAUACGUCUGGAAACUUUGCUCCACCAUGCGUCAAUGAUACAGCUAUGUGGACCUGGCUAAAUCGUGCUGACGUGAGGGCAGCUCUGCAUAUCCCAAGAAAUGUCCAGGGCUGGCAACUCUGCAGUGAAGAGAUUAGUAGAACCUAUGGCCGCAUCUACACCAACAUGGAGACCUUCUACCUGUCACUCCUCAAUAUGGGUCUGCGUGCGCUCGUCUACAAUGGGGACACCGAUAUGGCCUGCAACUUUCUGGGAGGCAACUGGUUUGUGCGGUCACUCAAUCAGGUGAAAACGGUCGAUUACCAGCCAUGGAUCUGCGAUAACCAGAUUGCUGGGUUCUACGAACAAUACGGAAGCCUCACGUUCCUGACUGUCAAGGGAGCCGGACACAUGGUACCACAAUGGGCACCCCCGCAGGCUUUGAAGAUGUUCGAGUCCUACCUCUCCAACACUUCGUACUGAGACAGCACCCACUCAGUUUCCCAGCUCGCCGGCUCGCAAUCCAAAGGCCCGAUGAUUGGCCGCUUUUCUAGCUUCUCUUAUGACAAUAAGCUUUUUAAUCACAGUACACGGACUAGAGUAACUGGCAGCAAGCUAAGCCAAGUACAAAUGAGACUGAUAGAAAGUGGGAGAUAAUCUCAGUCAGUUUCAGGCAACAUUGUGAACCUAACUCAAUAACCCAGAGACAAUCACACAUCACCCGGUUAACACUAAGGUACAGGCAGUUCCCCAGGAUACAAGAAGGUUCCACUGCUGAGAACUGCUUGUCGCUCAGACCUUUUAUUCAUAAGUUGGAGAUCAGCAAAACCGUGCAGGGGAGGGCACAGAAACAUCUACCAUGGGAGUACGAAAGGGGCGCUGUGCACUGCCGAGCGACGGAGCGAGUUUGCUCAGCUCUGCUUGGUUCCAUCCAGCCCCACGGUUGUUGGGAAAGAAGCCACGGGGAAAUGUCCCGUCCCACCAGGCAGAAGAUGCCCACUGCCCUGCAUUUGCGGCAAAUCCAUCCUCAACCAUCCCACUGGUCUCCCAAAUGCUUAUUUAUGUGUAUGGACUGUAGCCUAGGCAGGAGCAGUGCAGUGUUAGCCACCCAAGACAAUCCUUUCCUGUUAAUAAGGCAUGAAUAUAUGUUUGGGAUUGUUCCAGAGUGGGGCCAUUCCCUUACUAGGAACGUCUUCCUUGUACACGGGGAAAUCCUUCUGCUCAAUUUGGUGCCGGUGCUGUUUCUAAUUACAAAUUCUAUUCCAGGACUUGGCUAGUUCGCACACAGGGGAUGGUUAAUCACUGAAAAUUCACAAACCAACCAGUUCCUUGAAGGAGCUUCUUCAAAGGAGUGAUUUACGAUGACAUAAAUGUGAUUUCAAACAAAAGAUUAGGGGAGCAAUUGAACAAAUUCAACACUUUCCCUCCCCCCUGAGAGUAGCUCUUAGUCCACGAUCUUCCUUCUGGUGAAACAGGUCAAAAGUCCAGGAGUGCCGUGCAUGGCCGCAGGCGCGCAGUUUGCAUCGACACGUGUGGGCCUUUGACACUUUGUGGUGUGGAAUUCUCUUCGCUGGUGGCUGUGCAGAAUGGGAAUGUGCCCUUUGCUAGGGCCAGCACAACAGGGUAUUCUGAAAUACAAUGACAGGCAAAUAAAUCA